This is a messenger RNA of Amorphotheca resinae ATCC 22711, 303 nucleotides long. RefSeq lists its product as hypothetical. The coding region runs from base 1 to 303 and encodes 100 amino acids. The record is from RefSeq and is a predicted model, not a curated record. The transcript is spliced from 4 exons. Gene Ontology annotation, biological process: mitochondrial electron transport, cytochrome c to oxygen. Lineage: Eukaryota; Fungi; Ascomycota; Leotiomycetes; Helotiales; Amorphothecaceae.
AUGCAGGUGCCAAAGAAAAAAAUCUACGUUUACCUCUCUACAAACAUUCUGCAACCAAUUCCAAAGAUGUUCUCCCGAGCAGCAGUCCGCGCUUCCUCCACGACCUCCAUGGUCGCCCGCCGUGGCUUCCAUUCUACCCGUGCCCAGAUGUCAUCACCAUACCAUUACCCCGAGGGACCCCGAAGCAACAUCCCUUUCAACCCUCUCACGAAGUGGUUUGCCAUCAGAUACUGGGGAUUCAUGGCUGUCGGAUUUGGAGCCCCAUUCGGCAUCGCGGUCUGGCAGACAGUCAAGGAGAAAUAG